CUUGUGAAGAUGUCGGCGGAGUGUUGUUUCGUGUAAAGUCGAGAAAAAAAAAACUCAAAAAAUACUUGAAAAUCAUUACAAAAUUGAUCGAAUCACUAGUGGAACCGUGUUCCCCCCCAAUCGGAUCGGGUGUCGUCGUGUGUCCUCGCGGGAAGUGGGCGGAUUCGUCGCGGCCUGGGAGCAGUGUUUUUGAGGCUGCCCUUUUUCGAGUGAAGGAAUUUUUUGGCUUGGCUUGGGCGCCUGGUGUGAGAAUUUUUCUUCUCCUGACAGCGCCCUCCCGGACGGGGUUUGGGUCACACUGCUUUCCGUGUGUGGCCAGCACCUCACGCGGCGUAAAAUGGCCUCGUGCCUGAUGGAAGCGGUCCGGAUUCCGGCCGAAUGAAGUAAGAGUGAAGAAGGGUAGAGACCCGCUAUGAGGUCGUCGAGGAACGGAACGAAAAUUUCGGAAGAACCAGUCAAAAUGGUGCUGAUGCUGCCAAAAGUGACAAUCAUGGUUGUCUAGAGCUAGUUUGACCUCCCACUGAGCAAAAUAAAGGUCUGGAUUCGGGAUAAAAUUAUAUAAUACAGCAAGAAAGGAUUGUCUUCGAAUCAUAGCGGAACUGGAUCCGUGCAAUUUCAAUUUCUGCAAGUAAUUAAUUGACCGAACCUCGCCCCCCAACAAGGAAUAUUAAAUCCACCGUUGAAGCAGCGUAACCCGUAGCAGGUUCCGUGAAAAGUGGGCCGCGCCACCACUCGUCGCGGGCCACAACUGGCCGAAUAAGGUCAAAACAAGAAAUUCAACUCGCGUUGGCCUGGUCUGGUUGGCGCUGGCUGGCUGCGGCUGGCGUUUUUUCGCAGGUGGGCGAACACCGUGGAAGCGCAUUAAGCGCGAGUGAGUGCGUAUUUCGGGUUGGUUUUGUGACCGCAGAGGGGAAAAGAAGAAAUCGAGUCGCGGGGAUCGCAAAUUUCAGCUAAUCGUGGAGCCGCAGGGGAAAGAUAUCUGUGAAUCUGUGUCGUGUCCGUACAGCUUGUGUGAAUGUUUACAAAGUUGGCUCCGAGGAAAAAAAAGGCUACAAAGUGAAGUGAAUAACCCCGAUAAUCAGCGAGAGAUAAGGAAAAAUAAAGUGUAUUAUUCCAAUCCUACGAUCUGCUGAAUUUAAUGUCUGCUCGUCGUGUGUUUGUUCCGUGGGAAUAGAGGCAGAAGGAGCAGCAGUGCCAGAGAGGUCGCGUACACCGGGGCAAAACCCUGUGUGUUUGGGAUAGAAGCAGACUCGCAGAGCCGUGUGCGGAUAGAAUUUCAAAUUGCCGUCACGAUGCAGGGCCGCGCCUUCGGGAUGUCCGCCGCCGUGAACCGGGCCGGAGUGUACGACGGGAAGAUAGCUGGCCUAUACGACCUGGAGGAGACGCUCGGCUCGGGCCACUUUGCGGUGGUCAAGCUGGCCCGGCACGUCUUCACGGGCGAGAAGGUCGCCGUCAAGGUCAUCGAGAAGACCAAGCUGGACGAGAUUUCGCGCGCUCACCUGUUCCAGGAAGUGCGAUGUAUGAAGCUGGUGCAGCAUCCGCACGUGGUGCGGCUGUACGAGGUCAUCGAUACGCAGACGAAGCUAUACCUGAUACUGGAGCUGGGCGAUGGUGGAGAUCUGUACGAUUACAUUAUGCGGCACGACAAGGGACUGUCGGAGCACGUCGCGCAGGAGUACUUUCGCCAGAUUGUGCGGGCCAUUUCGUACUGCCAUCAGCUGCAUGUAGUGCACAGAGACUUAAAACCAGAGAAUGUAGUAUUCUUCGAGAAGCUGGGAGUGGUAAAACUGACUGAUUUUGGGUUUAGUAACAAAUUUUGUCCGGGUCAAAAGCUGGAAACGUCCUGCGGAAGUCUGGCCUAUUCAGCGCCGGAAAUUCUGCUGGGCGAUUCGUACGACGCACCGGCAGUUGACGUUUGGUCACUGGGAGUCAUUCUAUUCAUGCUGGUCUGCGGCCAUCCUCCCUUCCAGGAGGCCAACGACUCCGAGACGCUCACGAUGAUCAUGGACUGCAAGUACACGAUGCCGGAACACGUUUCGGAAGGUUGUCGGAGACUCAUCAGCACCAUGCUGGUGCGGGAGCCGGAAAACCGCGCCACCCUGCAGCAGAUCGCCCAGGAUCCGUGGCUGCUCGAGGGCAGCAGCACCGAGGAGAUUCCCGAGUAUCUGCCGUUGGUCAGCCGGGAGCAGGUGAGCGAGGAGGAUCACGCGCUCAUCCUGCAGAAGAUGGUCAACGGCAAAAUCGCUACCAAAGAGGAAAUUUUAGAGGCUUUAGAUCGUAACGAGUAUAACCACAUCACGGCGACGUACUUUCUGCUGGCGGAGCGAAAAUUGCGCGCCCACCGCCAGGAGGAAGCCCAGAAGCGGAAACCGGAGCUCACGUUGCCGGUGUCCAGUUCGGCGCGAUUACAAAACUUCCGCAAGGACUCCGAGGACGACCCGAAGGAGGACAGUUUGCUGCCACCAAAGUUGGGAAUGCUGCUGAGCGUACCGCGGACACCGGGCACUGAAACUGGACAGGGUCGCAACCGCAAGUGCAGCAUCGUGCAGGAGGAGGAGGACGACGAGGACGACGUGACUGGUGCGGGCCACGAGGAACUGUCCACGCCGUUGAACAGGCGCGGCUCCCGCUCGGAGGGCCGCAUCAACGUGACCGUGCAGGACCGGAUAGCUGAGUCGGAGCGGUUGAAGCAGGAAGCAUCGGCGGCGGCGGCGGCGGCGGCAGCUGCGGCCAAAGAGAAGGAACUGGAGCAGUUGAUGAAGCAGGAAACGAAGGAGAACUCCAUGCUCGGGGGGUUUGGGGCGAUCGGUAACGUGACGCUGAUUACGAGCGAAAACAGUUGUACCAAAGAUCGGCUCGGGAUCGCGGGUGGAGGGCUGCAGCGGAAGGUGCCGGAGAUCAAGCGGGGUGGGUUGGACUUUGUGAAGAAGAGUUCCUCCAUUUUGAAGCCAAGUUUGGGCAAGUUGGGUGAUGGUAAUUUGCGGGGCGGAUCGUUUGACAAGUGUAUUGCUAGUAUUAAGGACGUGGAGUUGGUGAGCACCAAGAUUCUGACGGACAGUUCGACGAUCACGAUUCCACUUCCGAGUUUGAACAUUGUGACCACUUCGACGAUUCCAAAGUACAAGACGAUGCCAUCGCCCACCAGGGCGAACACCAUUCUAAGCGCCAACACCAACUGUUUGAACGAGAUAUUCGAGGAGGGCACGGAUGUUGGCAGUUCGGACAGCACGAGUACGACCCCGCGGCCGGUGGUCAGGAAUCAGUUCAACGUGAGGCAGCAAGCCCCGGGUGGGCCAGCUGCCGGCAACAACGUCCAUCGGCGGACAAAGUUCAACAAGUCGCGGACGGCGUCGUGCAGCAGUUCGGACGCGUCGGAUGACGACUCGGAGAACCGCAAGAAGCGAGCGCACAAAAUUGUCGAUUCCACCGUGAAGCCACAAACUCAGCGGCGGGACUCACACGACGAUUCGAGCGAUUCGCAGGACCCGGGCAAUGCGGCGGCCCCGUCCGGAACGCAAACCGGAGCCUGUGUGCGGGCCAUCAUGACCGGCACUUCCACCAACGGCAACAGCAGUCAGUCGCCGUCGGAUAAAAACUCCGGCAGCGGAGGCGGAAGUGGCGGCGGAACCCACAGAAAGUCUUCCCAGCAGGUCGAUUUUCGGCGCCACCGGGGUCGCAGGAGGCCCGUCGAAACGCGACUUCGCGAGAGCCAAUCCCUCAAUCGGAUCACCGAAGUGCAAGAGUCGGAGAUCUCGCAUUCGGCUGCGAUUGCAGCUGCUGCGGCCGCGGCCGCCGGUGCCAUAGCUUGCUCCAACAAUGUGCCAAACGCGGACGAUUGUCCGUUUGAAGACGGAAACGAUCGCACGACGAGGCAGAACGACAGCACACCGGACGAGGAGGAAGCUGGCGUUGCUUGCGGUGGUGGUGGCGGUGACAGCAAACAGGUUGCAGAUUGCACGACUACGACGACGACGACGUCCGGCAGCACGAGUGGAAGUAAACCGAAAGGCUUCAGCGCGCGGAUAUUCCACACCUUCAAGAAGCAGCAUCCGUCGUCGAAUAGUUCAACGCCCAGCAGUGUGGACGGCGGGGAGCGAGCGGUCGAGGUCGAGAAUGGUGGUGCUGCCACCGGAAACGAUAUUGAGAUCAUGGUCGAGCUGAAGAAGGCGUACGCGUCCUCCGAGAGCAACAACAGCAAAAGCACGAAAAAGAUUAAAAUUCUUGGACGAUACUUUCAGGUCCACAAAAAGUUCUACGUUCCGCUGUCGGGUCUGUUCCAGCGGGGUCGGCUCUACAAAGCGCAGUCCUGCGGCUCGAUCGUACGGGACAAAGUCAACGUGAACCCCAAUGGCGGUUCCGGAGCGGGUGGCACCACCCGCGGCGGCACCAACGCCCGCCACUCGACCAUCUUCAACGAGAAGAACCGCUUCAUCAAAAACUGUCUGAGCGGGUCGCGGCUUCUGGGCAGCGACGGCGACAUCAACCAUAACGGGAACAGUUUCAUCACGCUGCCACCGGGAGGAGCUGCGACGACUGUGGCGGCCAUGACCAACGGCAGUGUUUCUCCUGUGGACCAUCAGCAACAACACCAACACCAGCACCACCACCAUCACCUGCCGGCGGGCGCCAGUCCGUGUGGGCUGCUGGCCGCCGGAACCGGUGCCGCCGCGUCUGUGCCAAUCAAAACUGCGUAGUAGGGAAUGGGACGGAAUGGGACGUCGCCGCCGCGCUCGCAGCCCGCUUACCUCUAGAUUUGUGUUUUUUUUGUCCUUUAGGUUUAAAUCUAGACUGAAUGUUCCUUACGUAAGUGUAUGUAUGUAUGUAUUAGUUUACGGUCCCGACGGGUCGCGCGCACGCACACUCUCGCAGAGACAUUUCCAGCCUCCGGGGACGAUUGGAUCCGUCCACAACACAAACAGGCAGUUUGGUACUGCACCAAUCGGGGAUUUAGCUCGGCGUGUUUGUAAAUGUGGGUGUGCGUGCGCGAAACGGCAAGGGGCAGUCUACGUGCAAUAACUAGAUGAGCUUAGGUUUUACGUUGGUUUGAUUUUACAGUUUCACGUAUUUUCUCUCGAAUAGCAAGCAACUGUUAAUUGAGACGACAACAAAAUACAAGUAUUCUUUUUCUUUCACAAUGAUGUGUGUGUGCGUGUAGAAGGAUUAAGCAAAGACACGUAUAUAUUUAAAUUUCUACCACUAAUGACACCGUUUUUUUGAAAGAGAGAGUUAGACAUUUAAACAAAAGUAGUAAUAUGUUACAACUACACACACUCACUCACACACCACACAACAGUGAAGCAAAUCAUUUGACCGCAAAACCGAUAAAAAAAAAAACAAUAUAAAACAUUUUGUAUGUGCUGUGCACAGGUUUUUGAACUGCGACUGCGAGAGGAGGUGGCCGUUUUCGAAACGUAACCCAUUUGAUGUUUUGUUUUUGCGUUCGAGAAGUUUUUAAAAGAGAAGAAAAGAGAGAAAACACGUUGCCAAGAUUAGCUCGUUUUUAAGCCUUUCUGUAUUGUUUGUUUGUUUUCCUCUAUUCGCACGUAAUCUCAUAAGUGUGUGUGUUGUAACUUCAAGGUGGAAAAACAAAGCGAAACUGGCGUGUGUGUGAAAUCGAAGUGAAGUUUGCUGACAAACAAGAAUAAUAGUUACUAUCGUGGGAGCAUAAUUAGGAAGCUUUUAUUCAACCGAUUAAAAGCACGCAUCAAAAGUUUCAAUUUCAGUUACGUCAUUUUGGUGGAGACGGAUGAUGUGUCAUGCGUCUCCACUGGGAUUUUGCAUAUCAAAUAAAGUUGAGUGAUUCCAGUUGUUGAAUGAUUUAUCUUUAAAAAAAUAAAAUGAUAUUUUCAUCAAGUGUUUUGAAUUUUUUUUUUUUUCCAUUCAAUAAAGCCAAAUAUUUCUAUGAAAAAAAAAAUUGUCAAUCUAUGUCGAUUUUGUUGUUGGUUUUAUUCCAUCUUAAAAUAAGGCAGACAAAUAUUUGUUUAUUUUAUUAUUCUACUAUAUUUGUUUAUUCGUUGAAAAAAAACUUGCCAAAAGAACGUGACCCUAUUAGUCCGACUAUUUUUUCAAACCAGUCAGUGAAAUUUACAUUCAACUUGAAAAUCGCUAAACUUGUUUUCAAUUUUGUUUACUAUGUGAGCAAUUCUAGAAGAAUUGGCAAAUAAGUUGAAGAUUUGACUUAAGUAUUUCCCUACUUUCCCUAUAAUCAAACAAGUCAUUUUCAUCCCUUGGUCGUCCGUACAAUUUUGGCAACCGUCCACUUAGAAAUGAACACUUCUUGAGUUUUUUUUAAAGGUCCUAUAAGCUAUUGUGUUUCAUAUGUUAAUAGGACCUAUUAAAAAACUUUAGACUUGUAUUAAAAAAGAAUGAAUUUUGUUGAUUUCUAUCAAUAUUGAUGAGCAAAAAAUGGGCAUUAAGCCUAAAUAAGUUAAGCAAAAUUACUCAAAAAAAAAAAAGUGUACUUUCAAACGCAUCCAAGAACGAGGCCGAACUCUUACCCCUUUUUGAGAUAUUAAAAUUUAAAAAAUGCGGUUUUUUCAUGUUUUUUUUUUUUGCUGCAUUUAUACUUACUAAAUUCGCUGCGAUGAAACUUAAACGAAAUGAUAGAGCCGAAAAACUCAUUUUUUUCAAGCAUCACCCUAACCAAGGCCCAAAAAUCUCAUUUAAGUGGCAAAAAAAAAAUGAAACAAACUGUUUUAUUUUUAUUUCUAGUCCAACUUUCAUAAUUUUAAUGUCAAAAGUAUUAGAAAAUGCUUUAUACAUUAUUAUAGUUAUGCUUUUGUCAAAAAAUGUGCAAAAUAUUAAUCAAAUUAGGUAUAAUGUUUGUUUCCUUUAGUUUUGUGACUUUUCCGAUCUGUUGUCCCUACACUGCAAAUUUUCCAAAAUCCUCAAAAUUUGAUUGAAAUUAUAGAAAAAAAAGUUAUACGCUGUAUUCUUAAUAUAGUUAAAAAUCGAUGUUACAAGUUUUUUUAAAAUACAAAGUUACUUUUUAGCAACUUUUGCCGGCCCUGGGGAAAUUUUGAAGGAGGCUGACAAAACAUGAAAAAACAAUUGCAUCGGUCUUGCUCAAAAACCUCUAGACUUUUGUGAACUUGUUAAGUUAUUUUCCAAAUUAUUACCCUCUACCGUCCACUUUUAACAAAUUGUUUUCCUUUCCCUUGAUCAGGAGAUCAUUUUGAGCAUUUUUUAUUCUACAAAAAAUACUUCUAUUUUUGUUAAUUUUCUUCAUUAGUUUAAAAUAUUAUUUAAUGAUAAAUGUUUCUGUUUUAUGUAUUUCCGCGUUGUCAAUCAUUUGAAAAAUCCUUAAAAAAAAUUUAAACUUUGUAAAACAGCAAAGAAUAGUUCCGCAAAAAAAAAAAAUCGUCAGACCAGUGUUGUAAAUGCGUGAUAGAAAAAACUAUCAUUUGAAGAUUCCUGCACCAAAACAUCAGCAGUUAUAGCGACCGUCACUUGUGAGUUCUCUUUUUUUAUUUCAUGAUUGCCAGCAUGAGCAUUCUCUUUGUAUCACUCCUUCUCCUUUUCUCGUUUGCGCACACUCAUCAAAGAUUAUUUUGUUUUCUCAAAAAAUCAGCAUAAAAAUGGUAGUCGCUGAGAACUGAAAACGUGAUAUUUUUACAACCCUGGUCAAAACUUGUUUUAUUUUAUUUUAUUUUUGAUGAUUGCAAAACAAAUAUACUAAUGUACAUUGCAUUUUUAUGCACUUGUUCAGUCAAAAACAAGGCUAAAAUUUACCAAUUGGGUCCUAAAAUUAAGCUAAAUUUUGUGAUACUAUUAUUCACAACGAGAAAGAUUUUUUUUUUGAGUACAAUGACCCUUUGUUCGACCGCAAAGGAUUUAAAAUCGAUUUUUAACCCAAUUUUUAAAAAUUAACUUCGCGGCGCUUCUUGACAGAAAAUGUCUCACUUGACAUCUCGUUCCAAGGAGACCAUAGUUGAUCAAUCGAAAAAAAAUUGUCUAGUCAAUUUAUUUUUUUGGCUUUGAAAUGAAAAAAAUGUGAUCAGAUAUGGGUUUUUAAUCUUUUUUUUUUACCGUUGUACAUUUCGACGCCAACAUUUCAAAAAGCAUCAUGUACAAACCAUGCGUUUUGAGAAAAACGCAUUUGAAUGUGGAGCAUCCAUUUUCAAUUCCCAUUUUAAUAUAAAAGCAAAAUAAGAUGUUCUAAUAAUAACAAACGAUGAAAAACGUUGCUUUUACUGAUACUUGAUCAUCCAAAUUCAAUAAAACAUUAUUUCCGUCGUUUUAUUUAAGAAAAACAAACAUAACUCCUUUUGAAAUCACUAACGUCUAUAUCACCCUGCUGUCAUUAAGCGGGACGCUUUGUUAUGAUUCGUUUUUCUUCGCCGAAUGUAGGUACAUGGCGCUUUGUUCAUGAUGCUUUUUUUUCGUUCAUGUAGUCUUUUAUUUGACAGGUUGACAGGGCUAUAUAAACAGGGACUUCUGAUGGCAGAGAUUUUGUUUAUGUUACUUUAUUUAAAAUCAUUAUUAAACAGACUUUACUGAAGUAACUUUUGCUCAUUUUUGGUGGAGAGGUAGCUUAUUAGGAGUACUUUCAGAAUAUGCAAUAACCCAGAAAGUGUCAAAAUGUACAUGAUGCCUAUUGAAAUGUUACCGUCGAUUUACAAAGGGCUUUAAAACCCUACACAUGAAAAAUGUUAAAUCAUAAAAACCCAAGAUUUUCAAAAAAAUCUAUGAACUUUCCUUCCAAAUGCUUUUUGAAAAAUCAUCAAAAUUGGCCUAACAAUGGUUUUUGGGGAGAUUCUUAAAUUUAAAAUACAAAUUUGACAGAGAAAUGAGAAUGUCUAGAAAACUCGUUCUCAAGAUACAUGUUUUUUUAAAUUUCCUUUUUUCUAUGGACAGCUGUUGACAUUUUAUAUAAAAACUGGACGAACUAACGAUGAAAUUUGCUGCUUUGGUCAUAGAGGGAAAAAUACCAAUCCCAAGUUUCAGCAUAACAAAAAAUAAAACAAAUUUCACUGUUCAAAGUCUCACAGAAUUGCUCAUAUUCACAAAUGCACAUCGUACCUAAUUUUCAAAGCAAUUUAACAGAAAACAACAAAAAUAAUGGUCAGCAAACAUCUUGGCUCCUUGCGUGUAUGUGCGUGUGUGUAUGACGACUGAACGUUUGAAAAAAAAAGUUCGUGUAUUCUCUCGGUGGAAGACGGAUUCACGAUGAAAAAGAUUGACCCUUAGCAGUAAUCAGAAAAUAAAUGUAACCGAGUAAGUGGUAUGAAGAUGAAUAAACUAAAUAAAAAAACUGAAAGAAUGCAAGCUGGACUUGUGCAGAAAAAAGUAAUAUAUUUAUAUAUCGACAGUGAGGAAAAUAAAGCAGAAAUCAUUAGUUCAAUGUUUGACUUUAUAUUUCGCGCAUUUUACUUUUUAAGAUGAAUUUACACACAUUGAUAAGAAUUUGUCACGGUAGAAAAUUAAAACAAACUUAGAAUUAAAACAACAACAACAAAAAAACCAAACAAGCUAGUGAAAUUGUACUACUUUUAGACGGAAACGAACACACACACACAGCACAGCACAGCACUACUUAUGUGUAACACAGAACCUGUUUAAACGAGAUUUGAACCAACAAAACAAAAAAAAACGAACGCUUCUACCGGACCAGCUUAGCAAGCACGUACGUACGUUUUCCGGGCGACGACUUCCUAUUUUUUUGCGCAAAUCAACACACGCAGGUUAAACGGUACACAGUUGUGCGCGCAGAAAAGCUAGAAGGAAACCAACCAAACAACAUUAAAAACUACACACAGCAAAAAGUUACAAAUAAAAAUCUCUUACUCGCUCUCUACUCAACACAGCACUAUCUAUCUAAAACUGAUAUCCGACUCUGUCCUAUUCUAUUCUACAAAGCUACU
Culex pipiens pallens (northern house mosquito) is the source of this 9863-nucleotide messenger RNA. It is a transcript of the gene Snrk, whose product is annotated as SNF-related serine/threonine-protein kinase. The record is from RefSeq and is a predicted model, not a curated record. Gene Ontology annotation, molecular function: tau-protein kinase activity; ATP binding; protein serine/threonine kinase activity. Lineage: Eukaryota; Metazoa; Arthropoda; Insecta; Diptera; Culicidae. Gene Ontology annotation, cellular component: cytoplasm. The transcript is spliced from 10 exons. Gene Ontology annotation, biological process: microtubule cytoskeleton organization; protein phosphorylation; intracellular signal transduction. Bases 1293 to 4694 code for a protein of 1133 amino acids.